UGUGUAGGGGCAGUUGUAAGACUUCCAUGACCUUCAAAUAUCCGAAUCAGGUGCUACGUUUACUCCAGCAGAAUCGGCCGCUUCCUCGGCAUCAAGCUGCUCAAGUUUCAAGUUGGCAGUUUUAAAGGUCAAGCACAUACAGUGUGUCACUGAAGAAACAUGGCAGCAAAACAUCGUCCAAUUCUACUUAUCACGAUAACGUCUGGACUCCUUCUUGGUUGUUGGGGACAAUCUGUGCCUCGUCUGAUCGACCUGACAUGGACCCUGAAGGCUGGCAUUCCUGUUCAUCCAUUCUUCCCUCCCUACCAGUUCACUAUUGUUUACAGAGAUGACCAUCCUGGAGGCUACUACUUGGAGUCUAACGAGAUCGCCAUGAACGAGCACACCGGGACUCACAUAGACGCGCCCGCACAUUUCGCGAGAGGAGCUUGGAGACUUGACCAGAUCCCGCUCGGCCACCUGACCGGCCCUGGAGUGAUGAUUGACGUGAGGGAUAGGAUAGGAGACAACACGGACUACGCCGUCACGGCGCAAGACUUACAGGACUGGGAACGAGAAUAUGGGCAUAUCCCAGAAGGUGGCAUUAUCAUGCUCCGUUCAGGUUGGGGUGAGCAGUUCUAUGAGGAAGGACCAGUGCCGUAUCUGGGCGUGGGCCAAAAGAACGACUCCCUUCUGCACUCUCCGGGACUGCACCCAGAUGCCGCCCAGUGGCUUGUUGACAACCGUGAUGUGAAAGUGAUCGGAUUUGACACUGUCUCCGCGGAUACUGGAGACUCUAAGACGUGUCCGACUCACAAGAUCCUCCUACCCAACAACAUCAUCAUCAUAGAGAACGUGGGUCACCUGAACGAGAUGCCCCCUACCGGCUCCACUGUAUACGCCAUGCCCAUAAAGAUCGGCGACGGAAGCGGAGCUCCCUCUCGAGUUUUUGCAAUCAUUGAUGAGAGAACCAGUGACGCGGGGCUGACAACAUCGGAUUUCAUCCUCGUCUUGGCUUCCGCCAUUGUGCUUAUCGUUCAAGCUAUAUAGCCUUGAACUGAAUUAAAAUGUGCGUGAGAACCUUACAGAAGUAAAUGAAAGAUCUAAAGGAGUUGGUUCUUUGUGCUUGUAAUCGUAGAUUAUUAAAGUAUGGUUUUCAAAGAAUGCACACAGAGUCGUGAUUCCAUAAAUCUAAAAACGCAUAACGUUACUGUAAUUCACUUUGUCUUCUCGGUACCAAACCUUCACGGUCUGAGCCAAAAAAAAAUUUAAAUUGUUCUCGGAACGAAAUGUUCACUGUCGCGGCAAGUGCACAUAAAAAAAGGCUGUGAAUUAUUUGUUAUCAGUGAUGAUAAGUUCACGUUACAGUCGUUACCGUGAAAACCGUGAACAUAACAGUACAUUGAAAAAAUCAGGAAUUACAGAUAUAUUAGAAAAUUCUAAGUGGGUGAGAUAAUUACGUAUGGUAGGUGAAGCCGCAUUGUAUUGUGUACAUAUGGCAAGCUGUUUGGACCAUUCAUUGAGUUGACUCUGCUACAUUGUACAUUUGACCUGCAUUGAGGGCUAUGCAUUUUCACCUUCACAAUAGAUUUCUAUGAUUGUUCGCACGAUUGUUAAUACAGUAUAUAUAUAGGAUAAGUAAAAAGCUAAAAGCUUAACUCCAGGGUUUGUGUUAUUUUCCAAUGCAUCAAUGCGUGCAUAAUCACUGGACAUUUUGCAGAAUUCUACUUGCGGUGAAUUACGCGACGUCUCACCGGUAGGAAAAUUGGAAAACAAUAUAAUACUCCCUGCCCCUGCCCGUGUAUUCCAUGUACCUGUAUGUUGAUAUACUUAAUUGUAUACUUUGAUUGUAUUUUGUGAUUGUUGAUUGUGAUUUAUUACCCCAGGUCAAUUUGGUUACACUGCUACUUGCUCUGGACAUGAUAGAUCGAAAACGAGGCCAAUAUGGCAGACAAAAGACCAUAAUUAGGAGUUCAACCAACGACAGUAUGGUAAUCAGCAAAUCGACUAAUGGAUGUAUGUCCGUCAAAUAUUUGCAUUAUUAUGUUUUUAUUUUGCAUCUCUGCACUACUCUAUAUUGCUACAACUGUUCUUUGCACAACACAACUUACAAUAUUUAUCAUUUGACCUUAUAUUUCGAAACUUAGUGUAGGUUGGUAGAAAACUGAUUGGAUCAAUCUAA
Molecule: messenger RNA, 2161 nt
Organism: Branchiostoma floridae (Florida lancelet)
Lineage: Eukaryota; Metazoa; Chordata; Leptocardii; Amphioxiformes; Branchiostomatidae
Product: isatin hydrolase-like
Exons: 6
Coding region: 160-1029 (289 amino acids)
Molecular function (GO): arylformamidase activity
Source: RefSeq, a predicted model, not a curated record